UUAUUGGUGGUGAUAACUAAAAAAAAAAAACCAAUCAGUGUAGAAAUAAAAUUUUAACAAAAAUGAUUAUCGUCAAAGUGUUUAUUCUUAUUGCAUUUAUCUCUGUAUCCAAUUCAAAAAGCAACUUUAUGCCCAACUUACCUAUGGGAGAAUAUCGUACCGUACUUGAGAAAACAUAUACUUGUGAGUCAACAAAUUUAUUUCAAUUUAAUCUUUAUUUUAGUAAAAAGACAUUUAACACAACAGAGAUGAAAGGAAAUGUAACAUUCUUGUUACCUUUUGACGAUACUCUUACACUUGAUAUAAACGCUGAAUCAUGGGGUUCAAUUGGGGGUUGGAAACCAAAUGCAAUGGUUUACACUACAAAGAACGCAUGUAGUAAUUUUAAAAAACUUCUAGGGAAGGUGUGGAAUACAUUAACAGAUUCAUUUAAUAUUCACACCAACAAUUGUCCAAUACCAAGGGGAACAUUUGUAACAACAUUUGUUGACUUGAAGGAAUUAGAAAAUCAUAACGCUCCAAAGGUGUUUUUUUAUGGAAAAUAUAAGUAUAUAUUCAAGUUUAAAAAUGAACAAAAUAAAAUACUUGGUUGCUUUGUUAUGGAGGUGACUCUUCUUCGACCUUGGGAAAAACCAGCUUAAUCAAAUUUAAAAAAAAUAAUAAUAUAAUAUGUAGCAAUUUUAAUUAUUCUGUCUUUUAAUAUUUUUUUGUUGUAUAAUCAUUAUUUGUAUUAUACAUUAGUUAUUAGUCACCAUAGAUUAUUAUAUCAAUAUAUUACAUAUUUUUUUUCCGAA
Aphis gossypii (cotton aphid) is the source of this 794-nucleotide messenger RNA. RefSeq lists its product as uncharacterized. The transcript has 4 exons. The record is from RefSeq and is a predicted model, not a curated record. Bases 63 to 641 code for a protein of 192 amino acids. Lineage: Eukaryota; Metazoa; Arthropoda; Insecta; Hemiptera; Aphididae.